Auanema sp. JU1783 is the source of this 957-nucleotide messenger RNA. The record is from the annotation of a GenBank genome assembly. Lineage: Eukaryota; Metazoa; Nematoda; Chromadorea; Rhabditida; Rhabditidae.
AUGGCAUUCACUCAUCUGUCUGAUUGCAUAUCUCACCCUUCAGCACCUUCCCAACCCCCAUUCAAAUUAACACAGGGAUGUCCAGCUGAUUUACUUCAUUCGACAGCAUUACGAGCCGUUUUAAUCGCAUGCCAACAACAGCCUUCAACGGUUGUUGCAGCUUUUGAAGGAGUUGAAGACGUUCUGAAUCAAUGUAGAGAACGAAUGAGAUUCCAACCAUGGGACUGUGCCGAUGCCGGAAACAUAAUGCAUGAUCCUCCUAUUCUUCGAAAAGGAUAUCGUGAAUCAGCAUUAAUAUGGGCAUUAUCAUCAGCAGGCACGGCGUGGGGAAUCGCAACGGCUUGUGCACAAGGAUGGAUUGCUGAUUGUGCUUGUUCACCACCACAAUCGUCUUCAAGUGAACAAGCGGGCUGGGAAUAUGGAGGCUGUUCUUUUGGUGUUCAACACGGAGUUACCAUGAGCCGGAAAUUGUUAACUAAAUCUACCGUAUCCAGUAGCCCUUUGAGGAUCGUUGAGAAACAUAACCUGAAGGCCGGGCGACUGGCUGUCAAGAAAACCUUAAUAGCCUCAUGUAAAUGCCACGGAGUAUCUGGUUCCUGCCAGCAAAAAACGUGUUGGAAGAAAACAGCAAACCUGGAACAUAUCACUGAUUAUCUCGUCAACAAAUAUGCGCGAGCGUCGUUAUACUCUCGUGGCAAAGAGACAAAGAACUCGGAUUUGCAAUAUCUCGAAUCAUCACCUAACCAUUGCUUGAAAAAAACUGUAGUUCCGAGAGUUUGUGCGUGGAGGAACGAAACCCACAGUCAAGGAGACUGCAGCAGAUUAUGUUGUGGACGAGGAUUCAGUAUAAGCCAUGAAACAAUUCAUCACAAAUGCGAGUGUAAGUUUGUUUGGUGUUGUAACUUGGUUUGUAAGGAUUGUGUGCAGCAUCGUUGGGUCUCUACAUGCAACCGAUAA